Messenger RNA from Lepisosteus oculatus (spotted gar), 5367 nucleotides. RefSeq names its product pyroglutamylated RF-amide peptide receptor. Lineage: Eukaryota; Metazoa; Chordata; Actinopteri; Semionotiformes; Lepisosteidae. Gene Ontology annotation, cellular component: plasma membrane. Gene Ontology annotation, molecular function: peptide binding; neuropeptide Y receptor activity. The record is from RefSeq and is a predicted model, not a curated record. Gene Ontology annotation, biological process: G protein-coupled receptor signaling pathway; cellular response to hormone stimulus.
UGAUAGGGGAACUUCCUAAUCACUGUUAUAUAACUACAGUAUGAGUUCCAAGACAUUUUACCUUCUCCCCCUAUCAAUGGUCAGACUGAGAAGGAACAAUUUGCCAACAAUCCGUAGCGCAUCUUUCCAAAUCAUUCCUCCUCCCCAUUAUGAUAAGAGCCGUUCCCCCAAAAGAGACACUGUAGCUAAGAUCGCUUGUAGCCUGUUCCGUCUGUAAAUUGUGUAUGGCAGGGCGUGCAUGACUGACAGUCUUUAUUAGCGGCGAACCUGUCAGAAAAUUACAGACUCAUCGAUCUCUUUAAAAAAAAAGGCUGCUGCGGUUUGUUCCGGGUUGAUCAAAGCAAGAACAGGUAUGUCACAGCCAACCAGCCGGCUGGAGAGGCGCUUUUGCGGUAGAAUGACGGACGUCUCCAGCAGUCUGCCACAGGAGACCCAGCGACCGCGCAACUUUACUUCUGUAGUCCACAUACUGAUAUUACAGCGCUUCUAAAUAAAGUUCCUUUUUUUGUUCCCAAAGCCUUUUCCCUCCAGUUUAAAUAGUCGUAUUCCACGUACCGCAGCACUUCGCCAGGUUUAAGGAACAAGAUGACAGACUCGAGCGAAAUGAGGAAAAUAACUCCCGAUGCCUUGAAGCAGCUGCUUCAAUUUUAUAACCUAACAAGACAAGAUUUCAUCCAAACCUAUAAUCUGCAACCUCUUGUUUACAUUCCCGAACUGCCCUCCGGUGCUAAAACAACUUUUGUGGUUAUGUAUGCCAUCAUAUUCGUGUUGGCGCUUGUGGGAAACAGCCUGGUGGUGUACAUUAUCGUGAAAAAGCGAGCAAUGCGGACCGCUACCAGUAUUUUCAUCUGUUCUUUGGCUGUGAGCGACCUCCUUAUAACUUUCUUCUGCAUCCCAUUCACUCUGCUGCAGAACAUUUCCUCCGAGUGGCUGGGAGGUGUUUUUGUGUGCAAGACUGUUCCUUUUGUACAGAGCACAGCCAUAGUGACUGGUAUUCUGACAAUGACGUGCAUUGCUAUAGAGAGAUACCAGGGCAUUGUCUACCCACUGAAAAUGAAGCGGCAGUAUACCCCAAAAAGAGCUUACAAAAUGCUAGGAGCUGUAUGGACUGUAGCUGUGAUAGUGGGGUCCCCGAUGUUAUAUGUGCAGCAGCUAGAGGUGAAAUACGACUUCCUGUACGACCACCACCACGUGUGCUGCCAGGAGCGCUGGCGUUCCUCGGCUCACCGCCAGGUCUACGCCACCUUCAUCCUGGUGGCCCUCUUCAUCCUGCCCCUGACGGCCAUGCUCAUCCUCUACAGCAGGAUCGCUUUCGAGCUCUGGGUGCGGAAGCGGGUGGGCGACUCUUCGGUUUUGAACACCAUGAACCACAGCGAAAUCAACAAGAUUGCAAGGAAGAAGAAACGUGCUGUUAAAAUGAUGAUAACCGUUGUUUUGCUGUUUACAAUAUGCUGGGCUCCUUUCCAUGUGGUACACAUGCUGUUUGAAUACAACGACUUCGAGAAAGAGUACGAUGACGUCACUGUCAGCAUGAUCAUCGCUAUCGUGCAGGCGGUGGGGUUUUUCAACUCCUUCAACAACCCCAUCGUGUACGCCUUCAUGAACGAGAAUUUCAAGAAGAACUGCCUGUCCACGCUGUCCCGCUGCGUCCGGAGACGGAACCCGAGUCGACAGCGGGCAGUCUCCGCGGAGAGGCCCAAGCCAAACGUGCUCUUCACAAACGCCACGAGGAGGGGACGAUUUCAGGGUGGUACACCCACGCAGGGCAUCCAGUUCAAUCUGUCUGAGGAAGCCGUUUCCGCCUCUUCCCAUGCAGUCCAAUCCACAGCCUUUGCGGAAGAGAAAAUUUCAACCGUCCAUUGUGAGCUUCCAACAAGCAGCUGCUCUUAUUCACACUGAACACGCUCUAUGGGACCCAACGGGACUCAUUCCUUCACAUUCAUUUUCACAUCCCAAGUUUUCAUACUCUUCAACAUGAAACCUGCGGCUCCAAGCAAUGUGCAGAACUUUGUCAGUGGUUUCUAUGUGUAGUGAAAUGAAAUCAGUUGUUUCAGAAAUUCUGAAUUUGACUGUUUACAUACUUCUUGUGCUGUGAGCGAUCAAUGAAAAAGGUUUCCACUGCUAGCAACAAACGUUAUUCUUCAUGAAAUGUCAAUGUAUACAUAACUGGAGCUUAUGACAAGAGAGAUUCUUUGAGCUGUUUGAAUUUUUAUGGUUAGAAGAUGCUGAUAUUUAACUAAAUGGUACACUGGUUUUAGUUGCAGAGAUCAUGUCACAUGAAUGAAUGAUCUUAGAUUAAUUUUCCUUUAGCUCUAAGCCUUUUAGGAUCUACUGUAAAUAAUAUCAAAACUUUCAUCUUGAAAACUGGAUUGACAAUGGGUCAAAAACAAUCUCAAAUGCACUACAUGAUAACACAUAGAAGAAAUACAAUGUUGAAAUUACUUUUCUGUACAGUAUAUCUCUAGUUUCUAAUUUACUUUGAUGUCAAUUAUAUAAACGUCUAAGGAUGUCAGUUUAAUUCUGACUUAAAUAACAUUGUUUAAAUUUCACUCACUCCUAGGAGUCACCCUAUCAGUUGUGUCGCAUUUAUUAUACAACUGCAUUUCUUUAAAAUGUAAUUAGCAACUACUGCUACUUCACUAGAUCACAAUCAAAACAAAUCAAUUUCCCUCUCUAUGGGAUGAUUUUUAUCAUUAUUAACACAAUUAUUUGAAAUAUCUUAGUUAUUUUCGUACGCUACACACAUCUCUAUUCAGUUACAAAGCAUGGUGUUGUUACAUCUCAUCCAACAACUGAAACCAUUUAAACAUCCAUCAGUUAGUGUACCGUAGGACUGAAAUGCUACUUAAAACAAGAUCUGGGCUUAAUGAUUAGUAAACCAAUUAACUGCACCCAUGGGUGUUGAUUAGGCAAAACAUUCAGUGGUUGGGAUGUUAAGAGAAAAGCCGGUCAAGUCUUGCUUGCUUAUUAGCAGAGGUCCAAACUGCCAAUAGCAGUUAUAAAAGAAUGUCACAUGAAAAGGAAUAAACUUUGAGAACAUGGAACAUUACUUAUGAAGUAAUACUGCUGUUAAUGCUUUUUGCUUAACUUACAACGGAGAGUGAAAUCCCAUUUAAACCUUUACCUGGAAUGGCUGAACUCUGAUCAUCAGGAAGUCUCGUGCACCACUAUCUCUCCAUACCUUCAGGACAGCCCACGGCACUGGAUUUUUUUUUUUAAAUGUAAGACUAAUGCACAUUCUCAUACAGAAACUUACUAAGGUAACGCUGCACUGUGUAACAUUUACCAGGUUUAAUCCGCUGUUUUUCUGUAUUUCUCAGUUUACAAUGCUUUUACCAAGGAAACAUUUUAUUUAAAGUCUAAAAGGGCUGUGUGCAACACAAAGGAAUGUAUCUUCUUGAAUGUUUUAAAGUUAAAUAGGGAUUACUUAUAAAAAUAGUUUUGAAUUAAUUUGAAAAGAACUGCAGGUGUUGCAUUGUUGAUCAUAUAUUCAGAAGUCUAGGUAAAUGGUCAUUGAAGUUUAAAUAAACAAGACCAAGAAAACACUACCAGUCACAUGUUUCAAUGCUGUAAGUACAGCAGCCUUAAAAACUGGAUAGUAGAUUGAGAAUAAUGAAAAUGCAAAUCAUUGGAGAAUCGGUCCCUGACACCCACUUAAUGAUAGGAUACUAUUUAGUGUUUCAGUCGAUUUCCAAAUACAGUCAUUAUGUAAAUCUGGAUGCUAGCUUUACAGUUUCACAACAAACACAGGUGAACUUCCUGGUUACAAGGAAGCAAUCAGUACACUAUCUUUUACUAUCUUCCCGUCAUGCCUUCUUUUAGUGUUACACACUUCUGAGUUUUUUUCAUGUGACACCCUUCUAGAUUUACUAUAGACUGCUACCUAUGUAUUUCCGAUAAGACACUAAAAAUCUACUAAUUCUGAAACAAGACCUCAGGUGCUUUUAUAUGAUCUUAGAAAAUAAAUGCCAAAGUAAUGAAAAAAUACAAUUGCAUUUCAGGGGUAUAUUAGAGGUAUAUACCACAGAAGUGACUUAUGCUUAUUGAAUCCUCCAUUCAGCACUCAGUCCAGUUAGAGGUCUGUUUUUAGUUGGGCCUAGGUAAAGAAAACUGGAGGUGACAGUCCAGUUUAUCCACAUACAGUGAGCUUCUUCUCUCCGAGUAAAAAGUGUCAGAGACGUGCAAAAGGUGCUCAGAUACAGUAUACUAUAAUAAUUUCACAAGCUAAGAUGUGAAUGUGCCUUCAGAAGGCUCUUUAUUGAAAGGCACUACAUAACAAUAAAAAUGAUUGUUUAAUUGACUGAUUGGCCAGUGUAGAAGCACAGCUCAGUAUAUUUAAGGUUUGGUCAUUGUGAUUUUCUCUUAUCUUCCAUAACUGAAGAAGCAGAGUGUCACAAGUGAGCUGCACCUUCCUACUGGCCCAAGUUAUAAAAAUCUGGGUCUGCUCUUUGAAGAACAAAACCCAACAGGUUAUUUACAGUAUGAGCACUGAAAAGACCAGCAAUAAAUUCAGGGAAUAAGGCGUUUGUAUAGUUGAAGGACAGUAUAUUUCCUUUUAGCACCCAGCAGGCAGAGCUUGUAUCUGUAGGAUGCACUAAAACAUUUCUUACAGUUUAGCAGCAGUUUUAGAAAGCAGACUAUCCUGUGGAAGGCCUUCUGCUCUGUAGAAGCCAGCAUUACCCUCUAAAUAAUUUCAAUGAAUGAGUAAGGGCAGGUUUGGACUGUAGAAGACCUGGCCUGAGAGAUUUGUAGCAUGUGUGCUCAGUGUGCAUUUACUGUAAAUACAAUUUUGUUUCGUUUGGUCUCCUGGUUAUUUAUUUGGUAUCACAGUUAGACAUGAUUCCAGACACCAAAACUCUAGACUUGAAUCUUUACUCAAUGGACAUAUUAAAUCAACGUAAAACGAUUUCAAUUAAAAUUAAUGAGUCAUUAUCUUGAAUUUAUUAGCAACCAGAAGUUGAUAUAUACUGUAUGGAUCACAUAUGUAUAGUAGUGGCAGAAUGCUAUUAAUUCUAAAUUGAAUGUGUUACUAUUUGGAGGUUCUCUGUAAAAAUUCAAUCAGCUGGCUGCAUUUUCAAGUUUCUGCUGAACUUGGCUCAAUUCAGUAGACUGUUCCAAAAGUGUUUUCAAAGCAUAAACUACCACACUGUGGUCCAACGAACAAAUUAUAUUAAAAACACCCAUAAUAGAACUGCUGUCUAUGCAUUUCAAGAAGAAUAAUUUUGCUGUCCACUGGUUAGUUGUUUUUCUAUUAUUCAAAACCUGGCCCGUGUUGAAAUACAGGACGUCAGGCUAUUAACUCUGCAUACUUUAAAAACCCACUAUUUUGCAAAUCACAGCACAAUAAUGAUUUUCUGUAUUCUAUAU